AUGGUAUCUAAAAACAUCAACCCAGAUGUUUAUACCUUUAAUAUAUUGAUCGAUGCGUUAUGUAAGGAAGAAAAGAUGAAUGAAGCUAAAAGUGUGUUAGCUAUGAUGAUGAAACAAGGCAUGAAACCUGAUGUAGUUACUUAUAGUACUUUAAUGGAUGGGUUCUGCCUUCGUAAUGAAGUGAGCAAGGCCAAAUAUAUAUUCAACACUAUGGUCCAAAGGGGAAUGAUGCCCAAUGUUAAGAGCUACAAUAUUAUGAACAAUGGGUUCUGUAAGAGUAAAAUGGUGGAUGAAGCCAUCAAUCUCUUUGAAGAAAUGCAUUUCAAAAAUAUGUUUCCUGAUACGGUAACUUACAACACUCUUAUUGAUGGUUUGUGCAAAUCAGGGAGAAUUUCGUAUGCUUGGGAGCUUAUUGACGACAUGAGUGACAGUGGUCAACCACCCAAUGUAUUCACUUACAAUUCCUUCUUGCACAGUUUAUGCAAAAAGCAGCAUCUUGACAAGCCAAUUGCAUUAGUCAUGAAAAUUAAAGACCAGGGUAUCGUACCAAACUUGUACACGUACAAUAUACUAAUUGAUGGACUAUGCAAAGGUGGAAGACUUAUUAAGGAUGCACAAGUUUUUCAUGAUCUUUUGAGUAAAGAAUACAAUAUUAAUGUUGUAACGUACACAACUAUAAUUAGUGGACUUAGUAAAGAGGGCUUGUUUGAAGAAACAUUUGUUUUGCUGUCAGAAAUGGAAGUUAAGGGCUGCUUUCCUAAUGCCUUCACUUUUGAAAUAAUUAUUUCUGCUCUCUUUGAAAGAGGUGAGAAUGAUAAAGCAGAGAAACUUCUUCGUGAAAUGAUUGCUAGAGGCCUGCUAUAA
Trifolium pratense (red clover) is the source of this 864-nucleotide messenger RNA. Its product is annotated as pentatricopeptide repeat-containing protein At1g62930, chloroplastic-like. The transcript has a single exon. The record is from RefSeq and is a predicted model, not a curated record. Gene Ontology annotation, molecular function: protein binding. NCBI's taxonomy places the organism in Eukaryota, Viridiplantae, Streptophyta, Magnoliopsida, Fabales, Fabaceae. Bases 1 to 864 code for a protein of 287 amino acids.